AUGGAUGCAAGACUCGACGUCAAUUCGUUGGGUAUAACAGCGACAUUGAUAUCCAAGUUGAUGGAUAAUCUGUCAAACUCAAUCGAUAGUACUUUACAAUCGAUACAGGAACAACAACAUCAACAGCAACAGCAACAGCAACAACAGCAACAGCAACAACAAUAUAAUCAAUAUUCAAAUAAUAAUUUAUCGAAUAAUAAUAGUUUACCAUUGUCGCCAGCAAAGGCGGCAGUGGCAUCACCCGGACGCAAUAAUCCACAUGUGCUAAUUCGUCGAAUGACUGCCGUACCGGGCGCGAUAAAGCAGGCGCCGAUAGCCGACCCGACGACGGAGCGGGACUGGACUGGCUUUGCCCGCGGCUUCUGGUUCUACAACCCGUCGCUAGCACUCAUUAGCGAGUCGGCCAAGACUUGCAAGGGCGUGGCCAUACGCCUCGUCCUGGAACUACUACCGCGCCACAUCCAACUGCUCACAUCUCACUCGUCAUCAAUGAUGGAUGGCGCCAAUACUCCAACGUCGCCACUGGGUGGCGUGCAGUCCCCGCCCAUCCAGGACGGUGUGUCGAGUCCGCGCAGCUCGUUGGUCACCAUCCUGUCGUCAGGCGCGCAGUCGCAGACCAAGCUAUUCAACUUUGACACGUUCCUCGCGGGCAUCACCAAUGGCCACCACUUAUACAACAGCGACAUCAAGUAUCUGGACAUCAUUGAGAGCACGAUGGAGAUUGUCGUGGCCGACAUCAUCACGCAGAUACUUGGCAGUAGCAGCAGCGGCACUCUUCACUCCAGCAUCACCGACACACUCUUGCAGCGUCUACGCGACAUCGCCUUCUACUACUUCAAGCCCAUACCACCACGAGCACUCAAUCACAUAGCGUGGAUACCUCUUCGUCAGUCAAUCUCUGAUCAAUGGUCUUUGAUCCUGGGUCAGCUGUCCAGGCUAUCAUUGACACCAAUCACAUACAGUCUUGCCAAGGCAAUGGAUGGAAAGCAGCCAGUUGAUGACGCCAUCCCUUUGUUCAGAGGUAUCCGUUGGCUGACACUAAGUAUGUCGGACAAUGACAGGAUCAAUGAAGUCGAGCGAUUGUUUGGACAGAUGCUGAUAUGGAUCGAAGGCAACAAGAAGAAUAACUUGUUGUUGGCACAGAUGGAAGCUUUGGAUGGUAUGUUGCUGUCGACCAGCGACUUUACAAUGUCGACAGGCAUAGCCGACAAGAUGAAGUUAGUUUAUAAGCGCGCAGAGAAGAUGCUAAAGAAUGACGACUUUGAGGAGCGCAGCCUGAAGCUGCUGACGACCAUCCUGACACGUGGCCCCAACUCGGUGUUUGAGGAGGAGUACGACACGAUCAUGAAGCGACUGUGGAAGACACUGGUCGUGCCCAAGAAGCGCGACUUCUCCCUCGAGUGCAUCCUGCGCUUGCUGCAGGGCCGCUUCAUCCCACCGCGUAAGAUCAUGGGCAUCCAUGCCAGCCUGUCGGCCAACACCGACGCGCCCGGUUCAUCCAUAGCCGCACAACUUCAGCAGCGCAUGGAAAAGGUCUACGAGAACUCAGGCAGCUACCUCUACGCAGGCCUGGCGAACAACCGCGUCAAGAUGCUGCCACGCCUCAACGACAUUGUCUCCACACUGUUUGGCAAGAAGCUGGUGGUGCCGCGUAUGAUCGAAUGCAUUGACUCGCUCACUGCCAUCACCGUGCAUCUCUCGGUCCACUCACUCAAGAUGCUUACCGACACCAUCAUCCCCACGCUCUUUGCCAGUCCUUGCCUACUGCUGCACGCUGUGGCCCUGCGCUCCCUGUCCAUUAUCCUGGACCCCAUCGAUGUAUACUGGCACACAUCGCCAUCAGCCAAUCCAAACACCAGGCUCGUUGCCAACGAGGUAACAUUCGUGCGCAAGGAGGAUAUACAGCUCACGUUCGAGACCUUCCUCACCAAGUCGUUCAAGUACUGCCACGAGCAGGCCUGUGGCGAUAACGCGCAACCAGCACAAGAUCCCCUGCCCCUCUCCACACAGUUCGAGCCGUCCAUCUCGUUGUACUCGCUGAUCUCUGAUCAGACAUGUGCACACAAGUAUGAAAGCGAGACGACCGUCGAGGCCAUCAAGCGUUGGUAUGAAGUCUGCACCAAGUCCCAAGACCAACGUGAGCGAGAGUUUAACGAUCAAUACCGAACUAAUUGCGCGAACUUGAACCAGAAGGUACACUAUUGGGAGCACAUCAACACACUACAGUCACAGCCUGCCGAGACGUAUCCGAUGAGGAGACGUUCAGUCAGACGCAAGGUGAUCAAUCCAGACCUGUUGGAAUUGUUCAAAGAGACGAUCAGAUGCAUUACAUUCAUGCCAAAGAUAUUCAUUGCGAGCACUGGAAGCAGUGCUUUACACAAGUUGGUACUACACGAGGAGGAUGAGAUUGCAAUGGCAGCGUCACACGCUAUCCAGGUGAUCAUGUGUGAUCACCCAUCGUUAAGGACCACGCUCGUCCAAGGCUACGCCUCACUCAUUCUCCAGUUCAAUGGCAAGGACCACACGGCCCUACAGACCCUGCUCUCACAGCUGCUCGGUCUGAUCGAUCUGUGGAAUGAGCGUUCAUUCAUCGAGUCCAGACACUCAUCCGUACCCCUGGACAGCUCGUUCUACCCGCCACAAAUGCUGCAGACUGAGAUCGAGGCCAUUGGCCUCGUCCACCUCACCUCGCCCAACCCCCAGAUCAGGAUCAUUGCCCUCCAGCUUAUUCGCUCGAUCUCUGGUAUAAGAAACACAGAGACCGCCAACACGCAGGUGGCCAGUGUACUGCACUCCAAGUGGCGCAUGAUAAUGCAACGCGCUCGAUACCAACUCAUGCUGGACGACUCGCAUGGCAUUGGCCAGGACAUCAAGUUGAGCCCGAAUGGCGACGACCUGCCCUCUAUUGAGGAACUGGCCAUGGGCACGCAUGACCGUCUGUGGGCCUUUGCGCUGUCUGAGAUUGGUCGCGAAGCCGUCGAACAUGACUGCGUGCGAACGCUGUCCAAGGCCCGUACCACGCUGCUCGAGAUCCUGGCAGACAUGCCAUCGCCAUCCAACCCACUGCUAGAGCCCACCACCGAUGAGACAAAGCGUCAGAGCUCGUAUUCACUUCGAUACCUGUGGGUCAAUUGCCACGCGCUGCUCUUCUCCAUCAGUGGCAUUUCCUCAGUGUAUCCGCUCAAACCGGCGCCUGGACUUGACCCCCUGAUGGACGACCUGAUCAACUUUGAGCACAACCUGCAGAACAAGAUCACAACGUACCUUCCCUUGCACUUCUGGGAGGGCAUGCUGUCAGACAACAACUGGAUUCGCGACAAGCUCUCUUUCUUGUGUGGACUGAUGCACUGGCGACUGUUGCCCUGUGUGAUCGACUCGCUCAAUCGAUGGUGGACUACAAACAGGCUCAAUAAGAAGUUGGGGCGUGUGCGUGUGGACCUCUCAAACAUCUUCCGCCGCAUCUCUCAGCAUCGCGACUUCCACCGCGUCCUCUCAGAGUCGAACGACCUCAUCCAAGUGUUUGUUCAGUUCAUCCAGCAGAUCGAGCCGAUCUUUGGCGAUGCGACCAAGUUGCCAUCUUUGGCGCACUCGUCAUACUUCACCGACAAUGCCGUCGUUGUGUACAACUUUUGCAACUCCCUCUACACGCCCACUCCAUGUGCGCAAGAGGGACCCGUGCGCAAGUCUCUGAUCUCAUGCAUCCGAUCCAUCCCAUGGACUGUGGGCGAGCGCUACAAGACGUUCCGCACGAUCCUCCAGUGGAGCGGCCAUCCACUUGUCGCGCACUCACGAAUGCAGCUCGAAGCCCUGGAGUUGACCAAGCGGCUUUCAAAGAAGGAUUCUUCAUCACGAGAGGAUGAGCGACUCAAGAUCAACACCGAGCUCACUCGUAUACGUAGAUGCUCGCGCCUGGCAUCCGAGGCCAUCCUGCGUCUUGGUGCGCUCUUUGAGGAGGGCCACCUACAGGAGGUCAUUCCAUGGGUGAUCGACUCGGAGCUCAAAGGUAACCGCAUCUUGCGUUGGGUGCUCUCGUACCACUUUGACGAGUCAUUCUUCUUCUUCCUCAACAAAGCCUACGACCCCUCGGCCAACGAGGCUGUGGCCUUCCUGCACGCCAUCUACGACCAGUACCUGCCUACACCAUCGGCCAACCCGCCCACCGUGGGCAUCAGCGAGGAUAUCUUCCAGUAUUACUACAAACGCGCACUCGAGGAGUCCAAGCAAGAGCAGCUCGAGAACGACCCGGUGACAUCCAACGACCGUAACUUUGCGCGCCGUCUCAACGAGAUUGGUGGCACUCUCCUCUUCCUCGCCUGUCUGAACCUUCUUCACCCAACCAUGCUGGCUCGUGUGCGCUCUUUCGAUCUGAUUGCACGUCUGGCACCCUGUGCCUUUGGACUCUUCCUCGAGGAAGAUGUUGCCAUCCGCUCAGCACUUCUCCCUCUGCGCCAAUCAUUCGCCUCGCCCAUCCUCCACACUUGCAAGCAGUCAGCCAUCAAGGUAUCGGCGAUGGUGUCACAGGUCUGCUUCGAAUGGACAGAGCGACUGUUCGAGGAAGUGUUCCUGCGCUAUGGUUCACUGUCUGCGCCCUUCCAGCGCUGGACCAUCCAGUUCUUGUUGCCCUGGUGCAACAACAUUUCGCUCAGCAACAAUGGCGACAAUGGACGCCUGACCCGCAGCACACCAUGUCGAUUCCUCAUGGCUCUGUUCAAGAUGACGGAGCUGCUACACGACUGCCCCGUCGGUCAGCACAUCGAUGUGGACUACAACAAUGCCAACUACGACAUGCUGCCCGAGUUGAUAGAGUUCUGGACGACGCUGGCCAAGCGCGAGCCAGGUAACCUGACGACAAUCGUCAACUUCCUUAUCAAGAAGGGCGCCUCCAGCUUCGAGUCGCUUGGCCUGUGCAAGCUGCUCAUCCUUCAGGUCUACCAGCUCAACCCCAACGCCACGCUUGAGCCCCUGAUCUUCCCACUCAGCUAUGCAGGCGCGGUGGUCGAACGCCGAUCAGAAUACGCUGCUGAGAUGUCCUCCGACAACUUGGGCGAUGGACCACAGAGUGGGGCGACGUCGCCCAGCGAUGAGAAACGCGCCAGCAAGCAACAGUCCAAGAUCAGGGAGGUGUGCGUGCGUAUCUUGACCGACCUCAUUAGCGACAAUGUCAAGCCCAUCGUGCCACAUCUUCACAUUCUGCUCAACUACUCACUCCUACGCAUUGACAUUCCCUUGGAGAAUACUCAAGAGGAGCGCCGCGCACAGAUGCGUGCAGUCAUGAAAUCGAUCGACACCAUUGCCACCUCAUUCUGUCUGCCCACCUUCCAAAUCAAGUUCGACCUGCACGAUGGCAAGAAGGAGCUUGACAUGCGAGCCCUCUACCUCACAGAUGGGCGCUCAUCAUUCAAUGGACGUCGCAUUGGUAGCGGCUCCAUCUCUGCGCCCGCCACGCCAGUCAAGCCAGGUGCACUCUCGCCCCCUACCACCUCCACCAACAACAACAACAACAACAACAACAACAGGUCACCAUUGGUAUCGAGCACAGAUGAUGUGAUUGAACAUCGCAAUGAGAUGAUCAAGUGGUGCAAUGGAUACAUUUACGUGGAGGAGUUGAUCACCGUGCUAUGCAAGUACUGCGAGCUGAUGACGCCAGUCACGAUCGAUAAGUGGGAGGCCGAGUCCUUGUUGUGGAUCAAGAAUGAUCGUGACCCCAAGCUCUCAGUCAAGUCGUGCCAGGUCUACCGCACGAUCAUUCACUGCCAGCAACAGCUACCACAGUCACUCAAGGACAAGCACAAGACCACGACACUGCGCAGACAAAAGUCACGAUGGGCCUCGAGCAUCGAGCAUCUGAUGCGACUGCUACACGAGUCGACGGAGGGCCUGGACGCGGUGGUCAAGGUGCUCGAGAUGGCCGCAGAGAGCGGAGAGAACAGCGCAGACAGCGACUUCCUAAUGUCCAUCAACAAACAGAUACAGAGUGGCAGUGAGGCACCUGAGGCCUUCCAUCGAGUGAUGUGCAUGGAGCUGUUGUUGACAUUGAAGCAGAUUGCUCAUGGCCAAAACAUCGAUGAGUUAUCCAUCUCUUCAAUCUUUUGGACUGCCGCUUCAUUCUUGGCCGAGUCACACUAUUACUAUGAGCCACUGUAUAGUGUCGCCCUGGACAUCCUACACUUGCUAGUCAUUGAGCAGGAUGUACUAGUCAUCACUCAAUCAUCAGUCUACAUGAACAUCCUGCGACUGGCCAACGAGAUCACUCUGCCACGCGGCCUGCAGUACCACCUAUUGCGGGGCAUCCUCUCGCCAGCCACCGAGAAGCAGGCUAGCCAGCUCAUACUCUCCUACAUCAACGUUGCUGACAAUGUGCUUGUGGACACGGACGGCGCCCCCCUGCGCUUCCUCUUGCCAGUGCUAGCACUCACCCCGUGGCUACACAACAAGCUGCUCACGUCCAAGUCUUCCAUCGUGUACAAGGAGCACAAGGUCUAUGCCGAUGAGAUUGCCAGCGACCUGGCCACCUCUCUGCUAGACCGCCUGCCACAACAAGCUAGCCUCUCGGCAAUCUUCAAGCGCUACUCAAGUGGAGGAUACAACUCCAAUCCGGACGAGUUCUUAACGUCAGUGAUCGAGGAGAUACGCGCACCCUGCAUACCAGUGUUUGCCAACCAGUGUGCAGACCUCAUCUCAAACAUGUUGGACAACUCUCAGCCACUUACCAAUUCGAUACUCAAGACGGUGAGCGCGCUGCUCAAGGAUGCACCACUCACUGUGCUGCCAAUGUUCAAGAACAUCUUUAAGAUCGCAUGUGAGGCUGGUGCCUCGUCACCUGUUGCCGGCUCACUGAUCAAUCUGGCCACGACCACGAUGAAGACCGAGGUUCUGAAGCCUGGUGACAUACCCGCGCUACAGACUCCAUUCAAGAAGUCACCGUCCGAGCUCAUCAAGUUGAUCAUCCCACGAACAACCAAUACGACCGAGGCAAAGAGACGCAUGGCCAAGUCGUUCAGUAGCAAUGCGGCAUCAUUGAACAGCACCCAGCGUAUCUUACACAAGAGGCUGUCUCAGUUGGCCAACUCUGGCAGUCCUAGGAGGGAUAGCUCGGGUAUGCCAAAAGAGAUGUAUGACUCGAUGGAGUUUGACCAGGACGUGUUGAACGAGGUCAAUGGCAUCAUACAAGAGUCGAUGACCAUCUCCAUGCGCGACUCACUCUGGCGAUCCAACGAUGAGUACAACGUAUACCUGGAUGACCUCGAUGAGAACGAUUUUGACGACGAUGUACUUGACAUCAGCGAGGUAAACACAAUGAACUUUGAGUCAUUCGACACCAAUCAACUAUUAAGCAAAUUGAAUGCUGCCAAGGCAAUCACAAACAAUGGCAAUGGUAACCUGUCGAGCAAGCGCAUCAAGGCCAACUCAAUCCUCUCAGUGAACAGUCGUGGCAACCUCGCGCUAUUGUUGAAGUCACAUAGCAACAACUCAAAGGACAAGCUAGUCACAUCCACUUCAACUACGUUUGAUAGUGCCGCCACAGCCGCCGCAGUCAUCACAACACGCUCACCCAGACUGUCAGCAACCAAUGCCCCCACGGCAAUCAGCAAUCUUGUCAAGUCGAAGUCCAAAGAGAAGGACGACGGCACCAUAGAUAGUCUUCGCGAGCUCCUUGCCAGCACAUCCACAAAGGAAGAUCAGAAUGACCAUCAACAAGAGUCCAACCUCCAGAUCGAUCAGUUACUGUCCAACCUCAAUCAAUUGGACCAGGACGAGUUUGACAAGUUGAACAAUGCACUGGACGAUCUCAAUGACUCCACUGGCUUGAACUCAUCAUUCCUAGGCGUGUCCUCCCGUCUAGCCAACACACUCAUGGCCGAGACAUCUGCCGCAGCAACUCCCAAGCAACGACCCAAAUCCCAGACGGCACCUUCUCGACUGACAGGCAUCAGGGCCAUCCUUGCCGAUCCCAAACAACGUCGUGCAUUCCUGGACUAUCUAAAGAAGCAGCACUUCCAGCAGUCAAUCAAUGAUGUAUGCUUUGUGGAAGUCGUCCAGGACUUUAAGAACGAACUCACCAGUGCCGAGACAAACAAUGGUGACAGCUUGCUCUACCUCAUUCGUCACAUAGUCGAAGGAUUCAUCAUGGAGAAUGCACGACAUUCAAUCUCCAUCACAGAGAGCGAGAGACAGAACAUCAUCAGGUACUACCAACAAGUGAUGAACAGUGACCCAACAGUUAUGAACAAUGAUAACAUUAUUGAUCCGACUAUAUUUGAGGUGGCGCUCAACAUGGUUAUGAAGGCGCUGGAGGAGAAGUCCAUCCUUGAUCGAUUCCUUGGCAACUCCAAGUCGACUGCAGUUACCAAUAAAUAA
Acytostelium subglobosum LB1 is the source of this 8358-nucleotide messenger RNA. RefSeq lists its product as hypothetical. Lineage: Eukaryota; Evosea; Eumycetozoa; Acytosteliales; Acytosteliaceae. The transcript is spliced from 5 exons. Gene Ontology annotation, biological process: cell morphogenesis. Gene Ontology annotation, cellular component: site of polarized growth; cell cortex. Bases 1 to 8358 code for a protein of 2785 amino acids. The record is from RefSeq and is a predicted model, not a curated record.